AUGGCUAAAAACCCAAACUCUUAUUUGAAUCCGGCUUUUUGUCAACAAAGUGAGUAUUCCAACAAUUAUCCCCCUCGUGUGUUAAGUCCCAAAAGUGUGCGGCAUUCCCCUGUUGGUGCUCAGUGCAUUCCCCAAAAUGUUGAUCAAGUUGGAGGACGGAAUGAUAUCCAACAUAUCGAGGAAUGUUUGGAGGAACAGGAGUUUUAUGAGGAGGUUCUAGUUGAUGAUAAAGGAUUUAUAACGGAUAAAAAGUUUGUUGUUGUAGCACAGAAUAACGAAGGGAAGAAGUAUAUACAGAUUCCGCCAAAUGAAGAUCGAUAUGGUAGUAGAUACGGAUUUUCUCAAAGUGAGGAGCGAAAAGGGGCAAGAUAUGGUUUACCUACUCCAACCAAACCAAAGCUUACUAGAAGUCAAAGUCAACGAUAUGAAUACAUCCAAAUGCAAGAACAAAAAAUAACCCCAAAGAAGCCUCAGUAUCACGAAGAUGUUGAGGUGUCUCCAGGACGAGUACACAGGUAUGCAGUAAUAGAAGCUGAAGAAGAAACUGAACUGUCUUCUCAAAGUACAAGAUACGCUCUAGUUCCUGUAGACCACUUACCAUCGAUAACAGCUACCCAACAACAAAUGAUAACUCAAAACAAAAGUAGAUACGAAUAUAUUCAAGAAGAACCUCAACCAGUGAUACCUCAAAGUCCAACUCGAUAUGAGUAUAUCCAGACAUCACCUAAAAAACCUCAAACAAGUUGGCCUCAUAUUCAACAAUCUCCGAGACCAGCUAAUCCUACAGCUACCCAAAAACUGCACGAAAUUCUUUCUACACCAAAGAAACCAACAAAUCAACUUCUGUCUCCACAAUCUGCAAGAAAACUGAUGCCACCUCCCCUUUCGCCGAUUGCCAAAGAGUUCCAAAGCAAAACGGCACAAAGGAUGAAAAAGCCUGCUCCCAAAGCUCAACAGAAGCUUAAUUACACUUUAGCUACGAGACAAAUUGUUCAAGACAAAAGACACACAGCAAUAGUAGCUCCUAUGUGCUCAAGUCCUAUACAGAGCAUUUACAGCGAAACCACGUACUCAAAAUCCGACUCUUGGUCAAAUUUGAGUAUUAGAAAAGCUCCUGUUAAGGCGACUUUGACUUUUUCUGCUAUCAUGAUGGUUCUCUGUGGAGCAGUUACGUCUGGGUUGAGCUUUUAUAUGAUAAAAAUUAUGGACAGACAGUACUUUCUGGAUUUUGGGGUGGUAGCUGGAUUUACUUGUUUGAUAUUAGGAUUACUAGGAUUUAGAAGUAGGAACAUAUAUUGGUUGCCUAACAGAAACUACAUUUCUGGAUACAUUAUUCUCAGCGUCUUCAGCCUCUUAACCUGCAUGGCUUUAUUGGUGCUUCUAGUAAAACAACCAAAACAAGGCACACCUCUCGCAGAUAUGACAUCCGGCGCAGUAUGUGGUUUCUCUGCGCUUUCGUUAGUUCUCGCCGCUCUGGGAAUCGUGUCGAGUUAUUGCUGUAAAUAUCCUCCUCCGGAUAAUAGGGUUCAACACUGUGCACAAGGAUUCAGUGUGUGA
Molecule: messenger RNA, 1557 nt
Organism: Diabrotica balteata
Lineage: Eukaryota; Metazoa; Arthropoda; Insecta; Coleoptera; Chrysomelidae
Source: the annotation of a GenBank genome assembly